Saccharomyces paradoxus is the source of this 549-nucleotide messenger RNA. RefSeq lists its product as uncharacterized. Lineage: Eukaryota; Fungi; Ascomycota; Saccharomycetes; Saccharomycetales; Saccharomycetaceae. The record is from RefSeq and is a predicted model, not a curated record. The transcript has a single exon. Gene Ontology annotation, molecular function: zinc ion binding. Bases 1 to 549 code for a protein of 182 amino acids.
AUGCCGUUAUUCUUAGUCCUAAAGGCUACGCUGUCAGAAAACGUGAUCAAGGUAUCAAUUGAGAAUACAAACGAAUCGAGGGCGGAAUUUGCCUUCGAUCUACAAUGUACCAGUUGCAGGGAAUUGCACGAUUCUAAAGUUAUGAUUAAUACAUUCGAAGAACAUGCUAUGCCAGCUUCAAAAGGAAGCGCCUCUUUCUUGAUGAAAUGUAAAUUUUGUUCAAAAGAGUUGUCAGUUAGCCUGUCCACUUUUGAGAAUGAAUUUUUAACUGACCAGAGUGACGACAAAUGGGCCAAGAUAAAAGAUGUGCGGAAAAAGCAUGGUUUAUCGAAGGUCAAAGAAGAUUCGUUUAUUCCACUAAGUCUUGAUUGUAGAGGUUGCGAAUUAGUCAAGUUUUAUCCAGACAACAUAACGUUCGAAACUUCUCUAAGUUCAGGAAAAGUAAUGGCAUGUCAAUUAGAGGAUAAUGAAUGGUAUGAUUAUGAUGACGACUCUGGGGAAGAAGUAACGAUGACUGAAUUCUCAUCAAGCAUCAUUAAAGGUAAGUGA